Molecule: messenger RNA, 7218 nt
Organism: Zophobas morio
Lineage: Eukaryota; Metazoa; Arthropoda; Insecta; Coleoptera; Tenebrionidae
Gene: rdgA
Product: retinal degeneration A
Exons: 21
Coding region: 421-4158 (1245 amino acids)
Biological process (GO): intracellular signal transduction; lipid phosphorylation; diacylglycerol metabolic process
Molecular function (GO): protein binding; ATP-dependent diacylglycerol kinase activity
Source: RefSeq, a predicted model, not a curated record
GUGCUCUCUUCACCGCGACGGGCAAAGCGUUCGCCGCUGACGACGUCUUCGCGAAGUCGACACGUGUGUGCCCGAAGAGGGGCCCUUAUCUGCGUGCACGUGCCGCCGUGAUCGAUUCCACCCAUUGUCGGGAUUCGUUCAGCCAGCGUUUAAGUAAAACGUAAGAUGAUUUUUAAAAUGUGAUCGUCGCUUUAUUCGAUCGUGGAGGACCGGAACGGCGUCUGCUUAAUGAUAACCAACUAUUUACGCAAUCGUUGAUCUGAUUAAGAUGAAGUUUCACGAUGAAAUCUGGGCGGUGGGGCCGCCGUUCGCAGAUCUAAAAGCCCAUUGCGGUUACAUCCGCAACUUAGCUCCAUCUGUCGCUGGGGUUACAGCAUGGGCGUAAAGUGGGAUAAGGGCGGCAGUAGCCCCCGCUGAGUCAUGCAGCGGCUGAGGACCACCUUCAAGCGGUCCCGUACUCCAACAGGAGCAGAAAUGAAGACUCAAAGCAGUCUGGAAGUACCCAAGCAGGUGCGCUCCGCCUCCUUCGACGAGAUCCAGUUGGAGGCGAAGCGACUGCAAGCUGGUGCGGGGCAAUCGUCGGAUCCCUCGUCGCUGCUUAGAGUACCUCAGUUUCCGGGACAGCGAUCCCGCAGCGUCGACUCAGGAGGUAGCGAGGAAUCGGGAAACUUCUUAGAGGUGCCGUCGCGACGAUUCCAGCGGCGACGGUCAUCGAGCAGCAAAAGCCCCGUGUGCGUGCACUGCUUGUGCUUAGAGGAGUACGCCAAGCUUUAUCCGAGCGAAGAACUAGGGGCGGAGGCUUCCGACCAACCACAGCUGGCGAUCAGCAUCAGCGAUUCCUCCAGCGAAUGUGACGAAGAAGUGCUCCCAGAAUGCGCCAUCACUGUCACUCUAUCGCCCAUGUUACCAUCACCACCAAUGCAGUCGCCUCCGCCCUUGCCCACAUCUCCAGUCAUAGAAUUCUUCCCAACCGAAGAUGUGCAGACGCCUUCGACGCCGUCAAGACGCAAAUCGAUCCAUCGCCAAGAAGCGUUUUUCGCAGAACCGACGGGAACGUCUUUGGAGAACAUGUCCGAUGGUCAGUCCGAGCUGUGUUCGGAGGGUACGUCCGAAGGAGCCUUGUCGGAAGGUGAUGCUGUCAAUACCACGAUCCCUGGAUUGGUAGUGCGCGACAUCUACCUUCAAGUUCCGGAUCUGAAAAGGGAUAGAGCGGCGUCGGUCGAUUCGUGUUUUUCGAAAGUUUCACAAGGGAAGACCGAAGAGCUGCAACAUUCAGGGGUUAGUCUUGAAGUACCCGUCGGGCCAAACGUGGCCCUGAGGUCCAGGUCCGUCGAUAUUGUUUUGCCGACUGACGAACAUGCUAGAUACAAGGCCUUGGCGAUGGCUGCGGCGGCAGCGGCGCCGGGUACUUCUUCGUCGUACUAUAAGGGAAAACUUGUUGGCGAUGUCGGUGAGAGAGUUUUGCGAAGCACACCCGACUGGAGUGAAGCUGCAACCAAUGGUGAUCAUUUAUGGGUUCCUACUUCAGUUUCUGGAGAUUUUUGUUACAGUGGUGACCUGGACUGUACGAAACACGGAGCCCGGAUGAAAUGUUCGGCCUGCAACGUGGUGGCGCACCAAAACUGCAUAGGAAUCCUGAUGGAUAAGAUGCGUUUUACAUGCAAGCCUACGUUUCGUGACGUGGGAGUGAGGCAGUACAGAGAACAGACCUCCAUCCAUCACCACUGGGUGCACAGACGGUCGGAAAAAGGAAAAUGUCGGCAGUGUGGAAAGUCAUUCCAGUCGAAAUUAUCUUUUAGUUCUAAAGAAAUUGUUGCCAUUAGUUGUUCGUGGUGUAAAGCUGCUUACCACAACAAGGAAACUUGCUUCAAUAUUCAACGAAUAGGAGAAGAAUGCAAUUUAGGUGUUCACAGCAGUAUAGUGGUUCCUCCUUCAUGGAUUGUGAAAUUACCUCGAAGAGGAAGUUUCAAAUCAAGUCUGAGAAAAUCUCCAAAGAAACGGGCUUCCAGUAAAAGAAAAAUUAGAGAUAAAGAUAAGGAACAGAGGACGUUCGCUAUCAAGCCGAUCCCGUCGACCAACGUCACCCCCGUCAUAGUGUUCAUUAAUCCGAAGUCUGGAGGUAAUCAAGGCUCCAAGCUGCUCCAGAAAUUCCAGUGGUUGUUGAAUCCGAGACAGGUGUUCGAUCUAACACAGGGCGGUCCCAAGAUGGGGCUCGAAAUGUUCAAGAAAGUACCCAACCUACGAGUUCUUGCCUGCGGCGGGGACGGAACCGUUGGUUGGGUGUUGAGUGUUAUCGACCAAAUUGGUAUUUCUCCUGCUCCUGCCGUUGGGGUGCUUCCUCUUGGAACAGGAAAUGAUCUGGCCAGAGCAUUAGGAUGGGGCGGGGGCUACACCGACGAACCUAUUUCCAAGAUCCUCUCCAAUGUUAGUGGCAGCGAAACCGUGUUAUUAGAUAGAUGGUCUUUGGAAGUCGAAAAGAACCCAAACGCAGAAGCUAACGAAAGUGGCAAAGAUAAUUUGCCUCUCAACGUUGUAAAUAAUUACUAUUCAUUAGGUGUCGAUGCUCACAUUGCCUUAGAAUUCCACGAAGCUCGAGAAGCUCACCCAGAAAAAUUCAACUCUAGAUUAAGAAACAAGAUGUUUUAUGGCCAGAUGGGGGGCAAGGAUUUACUCAAACGUAAAUGGAAAGGUUUAGCUGAUUUUGUCACUCUAGAAUGCGACGGAAAAGAUUUAACACCGAAACUGAAAGAACUGAAAGUACACGCCAUAGUGUUUUUGAACAUUCCAAGUUACGGUGGAGGGACAAGACCAUGGAACAGAUCUAUGGGUACAUCAGAGCCGAGCACCGACGAUGGUCUCAUCGAAGUCGUCGGUUUGACAACAUAUCAGCUUCCUCUACUUCAAGCUGGAGGUCAUGGCACGUGCAUAACCCAGUGCAAGUCAGCGAAAAUUGUCACAUCCAAGACCAUACCAAUGCAAGUAGAUGGGGAAGCCUGCAAAUUAAACCCGUCGAUCAUAACGUUGUCGUUAUUGAAUAAAGCCCCAAUGUUAGCAAAGAGAAAAUGUGGCAAGCCCAACGUAACGCAAACCGCCCUAGACAAUCUCAAAAUAUGUGUUCAUAGAAUUAGCAUGGCCGACUAUGAACAGCAUCAUUACGACAAGGAUCUUUUAGCUCAAGCAGCAAUAUGCGUCGGUACAAUCGAGGUGAAUCCAGUAUGGGAUCUGGAGCAACUGAGGUCACUGAUAAACAAAUUCAUAGAGGAUUGCAAAGAGCAACAGAAAAUUUCACCCGAAUGGUGUUUCCUGGACUCGUGCACGGCAGAAAGGUUUUUCCGAAUUGAUAAGGCCCAAGAAAACCUUCAUUAUGUCUCCGAUAUCUCGAUCGAUAAUUUAUACAUCUUGGAAUGUGGAGGCGGAACCGUCCCGCAAACUCCAGAAGACGAAACAGCAGCUCCGUCGCCUAGCUCGAUUAAUCAAACAUCAUACAUAAUUCCUGAGAUGCGCGUUAGUGACGAGGGCAGUUUGGAUUCGCCCAGCGAUCAGCCGCCGAUGAGUCCGAAGAUCCUGCAAUCGCCCGAAGAAUAUCCGAGCGAAGCGAUUCCGGUAGAGAAGCAGAACGGCGAAAAGCAAAUAGCGCGCAUUUCUCCAGACGCUAGCGUAAAAAUAAGAAGCAUCACUGAGAGACUAUUUGGUUUAUCUCAAGAAUCUUACAAUGUUUAUAGAGACUUCUCCCACAUGCCGAACGAGGCCCUGUUGAAGGCAGCCAAAGUAGGCGAUCUGAAAACAGUAAAAGAGUUGCAUAGCCAAGGUUUUUCCUUACUCACCAAAGAUCCCGCGGGACAAACCAUGUUACAUUACGCUUGCCGGUACGGCCACAAAGAUAUUGUAAAGUACAUAAUCAGAUAUGCUCCAUCUUCAAUACUGAAUAUCAAAGAUAUAAAUUUAGGUCAAACGGCUCUACAUAAAGCCGCAGCAUACAAAUGGCGCAGUAUUUGUUGCAUGCUUGUUGCGGGAGGAGCGGCUCUCGACAUUACAGACCAUCGAGGUCUAACACCAAGACUGUUAGCGUUACAAUCGGAUGAUCAUGAUCUGGCUGCGUACCUCGAGAGUCAAGAACAUUUCCAGUUGGUGUCUUCGAGUUUGGGAACUGUUGUCUGAAACGAGCAAUAAAAUGUACUAAUUAAAUAAUUAAUCUGUCACGUCGUUUCUCUAAAAUUGCCUUACUACUGUAUUCAAAAUUGCUAGAAAACAUAUUAUUGUACCUAAAAUACUACAAAUGUGAUAAUACUAAAUUUAAGACUUUUUUUUGGCAUAUUUGUUAUUACGUUAGAUUAAAAUUUACGUAGGAAAUAUUUUGUUGGUAUAAUUAAUUUAUUCUGUAAAAAUAUAUAAGCGCAUUUAGGCUUAUAUUUUUUCACAAGAAAAUUAAAUAUUCUUCCAGAAAGAAGAACAAUCAUAAGCAUUGUACAUAACUGUAAAGUUACUAAAACAUAUCACUCAUGACAUUCCUUUGAUAGAUGUAAGUCACUAUUUUACUACUUCCACGUGUUAUUAUUUAUUAUGUUCGUCGCUAAGAAAAAUUCGAACACAGGGCAAUAAAUUAGAAUGUAUGUGUUUAGUGUUCGUCCUAUCAGUACUUUUGUUUUUGUUAUUACAGAAAAAAUGCAACGUGUAAUGUGGCUCGUUUCUCAAAAUUUUAUUUUGUAUUCGUAUUUUAAUAAUCUAAUGUAAAUAUAUCACCUUCAAUUAUACCUGUUGUUAACACGGCAUUUUGAGAAACUUGGCCUUAGGUUAAAUAAGUACUGCAACGAAUUUCAACAUUUCCCGAAAAGACAAUCUGUAUAUGUUUGAAGUGAGAAUUGUUGUAAGUGCUACUCAUGUAUAAAUAGUUGUACAUUUUUUUGUCUGGUUAAACUUUUAUUAAUCGAUUUUUGAACUGCAUUAAGCAUCUAGGAUUUGAAAAAUACUAAUUAAAUAGUGUGUAAAUAGAUAGAAUUUAGCGACUUUCUCUAGGUGUAGUGUUAGCUGAUAUUACAGGAACUCACGGUUCGAUUGACUAAAUUUUUCGUAUACACACUAGCUUGACGUAGCAUACAAUAAUGAUAGUAUUGUUAAUUUGAUGUCAUUCGAGAAAAUGUUGUUGCAUCCGUGUUUUAGCUAGACUUUAAUUUUGGUCUUGAUUGUGUUAAAAAAAUCAAACUUGUCAAGUAAUUCACGAAAGUCGUUCUUACGUAAAUAUAUUUAUCGCAUUUGAUAAGGCUAUCAGCGGCGAAAGCUCGAAACAAUUAUGACUAUUAUUUCUAAAUAACAUUAUAUUUACCGUUCAAAACUGGAUACAAUUUUUAUGAAUCAGAAUUUAAUCAUAGUUCCUGUAAUUACUGUUUCAAGAAUGCCUAACAAAUUAAUUUCUGUGUAGUGAUCACAAAAUUCUGGACAUAUGACACACACGUGUUUAACCUAUGUUAUUACUUACUUUUUUCUAGAACGUUUUGAAUAGGUUUUGCUUUAAAGACAGCUAAAAAUAGAAAUCAUAAACUUCAAAUUUUAUUAACACCCAACAUUUUCGGACUUUAUCAAUGAUUGUUACUUAAAUUAAACAAACUCCAAGUACGAAUUUUCUUAUCAGUAUUAUUCGAGUAUCAUGAAGCUGAUGUGAUCCAUGAGAUUUCUAUUGUGUUUAGGAGAACAGUUUUAAAGUACUUUGUUGUUUUUAGAUGAUAACACAACCACGUAAUACACCAAUUAUUAUUUUUGUUAUGUAGAUUUUAGUUAAACGUCGUUUCCAUGUAUGUAUCUAACGUGGAAAAUCUCGCUCGAUAUUCUUUCACUAGUUACUAUGAAAAUGUGAUUGAAACUACACGUAAAUGUACAUAAAUAUUUAUGUAAUUAUUUCUUAUAAAUAAUAAUCUAGUCUCAUAGAAUAGAUUUUAGCAGCAUAGUUCUUUUAAAAUUAAAGCAUAUUAACAUCAAUGAAUAUUGGUAUAAUAGUUAUUACUUGUUAAAAACGUAAUUUUGCCGAAACGGUAGGUAGUAAUUCGCAGACAUAGAUAUGUUUUUAUUCAUUCAGUGUUUCUAUCCAGAAUUUUUGCCACACAUAUAAAACUUUAUUUUAACACAAACCAACUGAUAUUUUAAAUUAAAUAUAUAAAGAUACCUACCUAUUGCAAUUGAAACGGAUCAUUCAAACAUACACCAACAAGCCAAGUUACACGUAAAAUUUUAAAUAUUUUACAAACAUCAUAUUUACGUACCUGUAUUUAUAAAUGUAUGUGCAGGUGACUGAAACUAAACGUCACGUACUUCCAAAAGUAUUAUUAUUAUUAUUUUUCCACAUUGCGCUUUGAUGAACGAUGCUCAAGACUUAAGUUAGACCAGUAAAUCAGACUUGUAAAUUUGCUCUGAAUUAACGAAUCGUCAGCUUAUGAAAAAAAAAUUACAAUAAGUGUUACAAAUUAUAGGGUCAUGCAAAAGUAAGUAUCGGUGCUUUAAUCACGAAUGGUUUAUUGCUUGCUUGGGUUAUAUAGACUACAAUGCAGUUUCUUAAUUUUAAAGAAGUCAAAAUUAAAAAUGCUAACGUAAAAGAACAUGUUUUCCACUAUACGUAGAUAUCGAAAGAAAAAUACUUUUGUAGGAAAUAACAAACUUUGUUGUUGUUGCGCCUCUUUAUGGCUAUCAUGUAUUGUGGAAUGGAAUAAUUUUUUGCGUCUUCAUUCACUUUUAAGGUGACGUCUCAGACUAUUUGAUGGUGAUAAAAACCAACAACAGCUUAUUUAUUAGAGAGUAGCAAACUACACGUAUUUAGUAAAGACACCCUUUAUUAUUAAACCUGUCCAUUUUAGGCAACUAAGGGUCCAAACAGUGUCUAGUUAAGUAAUGAAACAGUGUAACUUAAAACAAAUAUAGAAAUUACGGAUGUUUUACCGAAAUAAAAAUAUGGGGAAAUUAUGUAAACAUUUCGAUUCUACCAUUUAUUUAUAAUUAAAGUCAAAAUGUCAUUAACAUAAGCGAGCACUGUUUUAGCACAUCUUGUGAAGCCUUUUUUGUAGCACUACGACCACGAUGUAUUUUUAUAAUUGCACUCGGCAACUAUUUUAAUAUUAAAGUUCCAAAUCCUCCAGUUCUUCAUGUAAGGAGACCAACAGUUUUGACUUUGAUCGUUUUCAAUUUUUCUAUGCCUAACCAUGUAUUAUAUCAUUAAAUAUAAUUAUAUUCAGUACA